Messenger RNA from Gracilinanus agilis (Agile Gracile Mouse Opossum), 1699 nucleotides. It is a transcript of the gene GSDMB, whose product is annotated as gasdermin B. Gene Ontology annotation, molecular function: phosphatidylinositol-4,5-bisphosphate binding; phosphatidylinositol-4-phosphate binding; phosphatidylserine binding. Gene Ontology annotation, biological process: defense response to bacterium; pyroptotic inflammatory response. The record is from RefSeq and is a predicted model, not a curated record. Bases 123 to 1454 code for a protein of 443 amino acids. The transcript is spliced from 12 exons. NCBI's taxonomy places the organism in Eukaryota, Metazoa, Chordata, Mammalia, Didelphimorphia, Didelphidae.
GUCAACUAGGAUCUACACUAGACUUUUCAGAGUGAACAAAUUCUUGGAACAUCACAACUGCUGAGUAGCAUUGCAAACCCUGUGGUAAGGAAACUAAGACUCACACAAGCUUCCUUGCGACAAUGCCUUCCAUAUUUGAGAUGAUUGCUAGAAGUGUGGCCAAGGAACUGGACAGAAAGGGAGACCUAAUUCCCCUUAAGAGCCUUAUUGACGCAGACAAAUUCCACUGUUGCUUUCUUGUGUACAAAAGAGAGAGCAUUUUUCCUUUCCUUAAACCUCGAUAUUAUAAGACAGGCCUUACUGUGGAUGACCUUCUGGAGGCCCAUGAUGAGCAGGACUGUGUCUCUGCAGAGGUAAAAGGAAGAAAAAAUUAUGGGAUUGAGAAGAAUGCAGAAAAGAAGAUGAACAUUUCAUUAAAAUUACCUAAAGGCAUAUCCUUGGAGGAGAAUGCUGACUGGAGUAAAGUGUAUGACUUGCAGUUACAGCAUUUCGAGGUCUCUAAGAAGGGAAAGGAGUCUUUGCAUCAUAGGAAACUGAAGAAAGAGCAGCCUUCCUUAUUCCAGACAUUAAAGGAAAAGGGGGAAAAUCUGUAUAUGGUAGUAGAAACUGUGGAGAUGAUAAAGGAACAGAAAGUACACAAAACCUAUUUCUUAGAGACCUGGUUCCAAGCAGUGAUGGAGAGCAUAAAGCUAUAUAUCGAUGCCAGUCAUGCCAUCACCAUCCCUUCUGGGAGUGUUCUUGCCUUCAGAACAAACCUGCUGGUCUUUGAGGGGGAGUGCUGCAGAAUUUCUUAUUCUAAUGAUAAAAAUUCCUUCUCAUUAGAAAGGGGUAGUGCCUCCAGAUCAGUAGGGCAGUCUGGGGAACCCUCCCAGCCCCUGCAGAACUUCAGUGAUCUUCAGAAGGAGUUGAUGGACUUGAAAGGAGAGCUCCAGGACCUGGACGAAAACCAGAGAAAGAAUGUGCUGGACUCCCUUGUGAAGCGCCUACAGAAGAGCUCCGUGAAGAAACUGGAAGAAAGGGUAACUAUGGCCCUUCUCACAGAAGAGCAGGAUGACCCCGAGGACCCUGUCCUGAGCAUCCUGUUUAACAGCAGUGGAAGCUUCAUGGAACAAAAGGGUGAUGCCAUAUUGGGCUUCCUUCAGGCCCUGACAGAACUGAAAGUGGAACAACAGGUGCUGCUGGCCGUGGCUGUGGAAAAGGAGCUGUUGUCUGAAACGAUGCAGUUGGUGGAGAACAUCCUAAAUCAGACCUCUGAGAGUGAGCCCAAACCAUUCUCUCUGAAGGCUGACUCGACCCCCCAUAACCUUGUGAGAAUGUGUGACCCGGGGUACCUGGAAGACAAAGAAGAGCUUCAAGUCACCUGGAACUCAGAAGCGUGUCACUCACUCUGUGCCCUGUACACAGCCCUUGGGGUCCUGCUGCUCUUAGCUCAAGGUCCCAAUUCUGGCUUCUAACUUCUGUUUCCCAAGUUUGUGGAUCAAAAUAGCUUCAUGUGAUUUUAUUCCAAAGAAGAAAAGAAAAUGACCAAAGACAUAAAAUCACCAGAUUUUUACUGCUCUGUGAGAAUAAAGAUUAGUUAAUUUUUGCCUCUGUAAUAAGUCAGUUUCAUACAAUCUGAGUUGAAAGAGAUUCUGGAGGCCAACUAAUCCAAUCUGUAACUUGAAGAAAUUAAAUUGAUUCUAUAUCAUUUUUAAUUUUA